GUGCGGUCCUCUUUGUACAAGCUUUGGCCGGAGCGCUUGAUCCAUCGGGUAAUAAAAAGGAAAUAGGAGUAAUUUAGGAGAAAACAGUAAUAGAGCAUCAUGGACCGCACGAUCCCUGACUUCUCUGGUACCUGGAAAAUGAAGAGUUCAGAAAACUUCGAGGAGCUUCUGAAAGCAAUAGGUGUGAAUGUGAUGCUUCGGAAGAUUGCUGUAGCAGCAGCAUCAAAACCAUCUGUGGAGAUUACACAGGACGGUGAGACGCUGUCAAUCAAGACCUCCACCUCAGUUAGAACCACCCAUGUGAACUUCACUGUGGGAAAGGAGUUUAAUGAGACCACAGUGGAUGGAAGACCUUGCACGAGCUUUCCGCGAUGGGAGACUGACAGUAAGAUCAGCUGUGAGCAAACCCUUCAGAAAGGAGAAGGCCCUAAGACAUCCUGGACCAGGGAACUGACCAAUGAUGGAGAACUGAUCCUGACAAUGACUGCAGAUGACGUAGUGUGCACAAGAGUUUACAUCAGAGAAUGAAAGUAAACAAGCAGAAAUGUCAUUAUUUUUGUUACCCUAUGUUUGACUUUUCUUGACAGAAACCAGCACAUUACCUUUAGACUACAUGCUUAUUAAGUUACACAUUAACAUACACGUGCAUUGACGACAUGUAUGUGCAUGUAAACAAUAUUAGAAACACAUUCCACUAAUUAGUAGUCAGUAUACAGUAGGAUGUUACAUGUAGUUACCUUUUCUUUCAGUUAUAUGUUUGAAUGUAAGUUGAGGAGAUGUAUUUUAGUCCAUGUUUAGUAUUGUGUACUACCAUAAAUACAGUACACUCAUCUUUACACCACUCUAGUUUGCAGAUCUGCUUUCUCAUACACUUUAAUACACAGAUGUCAACACAGUCACAGAGGAUUCUGGGAGAUUAGGUAUGUUCCAUAAGGGUUUAAAAUGCUGCAAGAUGGAAGCUGUUCAGAGGGAAGACUGGGUGAAAGACUGGGCAAAAAUGGCAAGACUGGACUACUUUUUUACAAAAUACACACUUGUAAUAUCAUGCUAUAACAGAUCACCUACACUGAGGCAUAAAUUAAACCAUGAGCCCUGGAUCCAGAGCACUUUUAAAAUUGGUGUAACUUCAGCUUUUAAUCCAGUCUUUAAUUCAAAGCAGAGAAACUGGCAUGGAUUCAGCUGACUUUGAAGUAGUGAACUAGCGAGUUUUUCGAGUUGUCACACUGAGGUUACAAUAAUAAAAUCAGCUUACAUCAACCACAAAAUUCUGUCCUAUUUUAUGUCAUUUAUACUUUAAAGCCCUAACAGGAAUAAGCGUGUUUCGUGAAUACUCAUGAAUUAUGGGAAGGGUUGGUGUAGGUGUACUGCAUGGCGUCUGUAGCUUAUUAGCAUUAAAAAAAUUAUUGUAUUUGCAUUUUUUUUUUUCCUCAGCAUCUCUUCUUGUUUGUUUAGGUUUUGUAUAUACUUCAGUAAAAUAUUAUGCGGUUAUACUUUUUAUUAUGUGUCUUUUAUAUAAAUGUAAUAAAGCCUAUAUAAGACUGGAUAAUAAAAAGUAAAUAAAUGUU
This is a messenger RNA of Tachysurus vachellii, 1565 nucleotides long. RefSeq names its product cellular retinoic acid binding protein 2, a (gene crabp2a). Gene Ontology annotation, cellular component: nucleus; cytosol. Lineage: Eukaryota; Metazoa; Chordata; Actinopteri; Siluriformes; Bagridae. The record is from RefSeq and is a predicted model, not a curated record. The transcript has 5 exons. Gene Ontology annotation, biological process: fatty acid transport. The coding region runs from base 100 to 528 and encodes 142 amino acids. Gene Ontology annotation, molecular function: fatty acid binding.